Molecule: messenger RNA, 2450 nt
Organism: Lathyrus oleraceus (garden pea)
Lineage: Eukaryota; Viridiplantae; Streptophyta; Magnoliopsida; Fabales; Fabaceae
Product: ABC transporter E family member 2
Exons: 12
Coding region: 194-2014 (606 amino acids)
Molecular function (GO): ATP hydrolysis activity; ATP binding
Source: RefSeq, a predicted model, not a curated record
UUGGAUAAUCCGACCCACAAACCCGAUUCCAGUGGCAAAUUGAAGCAAGGAACCCUAGCUUUGCUUUUUCUUUAUCCUUCCUUUUCCCCUUUUUGAAACCUCCUUCUGCUUGAGCGUUUCAAGCACACGCUUUUCUCUCUCCCACCCAAUCUCCACCUUCGUGUAAUCAUCGAUUAAGGUGGUGUAGGGAACCAUGUCAGAUCGAUUGACGCGUAUUGCCAUCGUCAGCAACGACAGAUGCAAGCCCAAAAAGUGUCGUCAGGAGUGUAAGAAGAGUUGCCCUGUCGUCAGAACCGGUAGAUUGUGUAUUGAGGUUACUUCUCAAUCAAAGAUUGCUUACAUAUCCGAGGAAUUGUGCAUUGGAUGUGGUAUUUGUGUUAAGAAAUGUCCUUUUGAAGCUAUCCAGAUUAUCAACUUACCUAAGGAUUUGGACAAAGACACCACUCACAGAUAUGGUCCUAAUACUUUUAAGCUUCACAGGUUGCCGGUUCCUAGGCCGGGGCAAGUGCUUGGUUUGGUUGGGACAAAUGGAAUUGGGAAGUCCACCGCCCUCAAAGUUUUGGCUGGAAAGUUGAAGCCAAACUUGGGUCGUUUCACUAAUCCCCCUGAUUGGCAGGAAAUUUUGACCUAUUUUCGAGGAUCUGAAUUGCAGAAUUACUUUACUCGCAUUCUAGAGGAUGAUUUGAAGGCUAUCAUCAAGCCUCAGUAUGUUGAUCACAUUCCAAAAGCAGUGCAAGGGAAUGUAGGGCAAGUGCUAGACCAAAAAAAUGAAAGAGAUAUGAAGGAAGAGCUCUGUGCUGAUCUUGAACUUAAUCAAGUUAUAGAUCGUAAUGUUGGUGAUCUUUCAGGGGGUGAGCUCCAAAGGUUUGCGAUUGCGGUUGUUGCCAUCCAAAAUGCUGAGAUAUACAUGUUUGACGAACCUUCCAGUUAUCUUGAUGUGAAACAGAGGCUGAAAGCUGCACAAGUUGUUCGUUCAUUACUAAGGCCUAAUAGCUAUGUAAUUGUUGUUGAGCACGAUCUUAGUGUCUUGGACUACUUAUCAGACUUUAUUUGCUGUUUGUAUGGCAAGCCUGGUGCUUAUGGAGUUGUAACACUUCCUUUUUCAGUCAGAGAAGGAAUUAAUAUCUUCUUGUCUGGCUUUGUUCCAACAGAAAAUCUUAGGUUUCGGGAGGACUCUCUUACCUUCAAGGUUGCAGAAACUCCUCAGGAAACUGCCGAAGAGGCUCAAACAUAUGCUCGAUACAAAUACCCAACCAUGACCAAAACUCAAGGCAAUUUCAGGCUUCGUGUAGUUGAAGGAGAAUUUACGGAUUCUCAGAUUGUUGUGAUGCUUGGUGAGAAUGGGACCGGAAAGACUACAUUCAUUCGAAUGCUGGCUGGUUUAUUGAAACCUGACGUUGUAGAAGGUGGAUCUGAGGUGGAGAUGCCUGAGUUCAAUGUUUCAUACAAACCUCAGAAAAUUAGCCCUAAGUUCCAAUCAACUGUUAGACACCUGCUACAUCAAAAAAUCCGUGAUGCAUAUACGCAUCCCCAAUUUAUGUCAGAUGUGAUGAAACCCCUACUUAUCGAACAGUUGAUGGACCAAGAAGUUGUGAAUCUUUCUGGUGGAGAAUUGCAAAGAGUUGCCCUAUGCCUUUGUCUUGGAAAGCCUGCAGAUAUUUAUCUGAUAGAUGAACCAAGUGCAUAUCUUGAUUCUGAACAACGUAUUGUUGCUGCGAAAGUCAUCAAAAGGUUUAUUCUUCAUGCAAAGAAAACAGCCUUUGUGGUCGAGCAUGAUUUCAUCAUGGCAACUUAUCUUGCUGACAGAGUUAUUGUCUAUGAGGGUCAACCUUCAAUUGAUUGUCAGGCAAAUUGUCCACAAUCACUGCUGACUGGGAUGAAUCUUUUCUUAUCCCAUCUUGAUAUCACAUUUAGAAGAGACCCAACUAAUUUCCGCCCAAGGAUCAACAAACUUGAUUCAACCAAGGAUAGAGAGCAAAAACACGCUGGUUCCUAUUAUUACCUGGAUGACUGAGUUUUACUCAAAAGGCAAGUGUGCUCUUUUGCCAAUGUGCAGCGCAACAAAUUGAGCUUCCCAGUUUUAAUUUAUUUGAUGCAUUGACAUAUAAGAUAGUCCUUUUUCUGAAUGGAUAGAAGAGUUUGCUGCAGGCAGAGCAUAUGUUGGUUGAUGCAUUUGUAUAUGUUUCCUUGACAUUUAGUGAUGUUGCUCAUGACCAGUUUUGGUAUGAUUUUAGUGGGUGAAUCUGCUUAUUACUCAAGUUUACGGUCAUGGUUUCACAUGUGAGAGAAUAAUGAGGCCACAUAUUAAGUUUAUUGCUAUCUCGGCUCUCAUAAUUUAUUAGCUGAAUAUGUAUCGAAGUAUACUUUUACUUCCAUGUUCCUUGAUUUUGAUAGAUGGUUUCUUUUUGAAAUAUAUAUUGCUACUGAAAGGAUUGUUAUUUUCAUGGUUA